AUGUUGACAUGUGAUCACCCUAUCCCUCCGGAUCGGUACAAUGAGAGAGUGGAGGAGCAUUUACGAUCAACUGGGUUUUACCAUGUCGCCCAUAUUGGAGUAGUUCAAUGUCAGAAAGCACUGGUAAAUGCUUUAGUGGAAAGAUGGCACUCGGACACAUAUACCUUUCACCUUCCGGUUGGUGAAUGUGCCGUGACACUGGAAGACGUGGCUAUGAUCUUUGGUCUUCCGACCAACGGUCUUCCAGUGACAGGGAUGACUUUGAGUAGUUUUGAAGUCUUAGAGGCGGAAUGUCUGCACCAGUUUAGGGUCGCACCGAGAAAUAUACAGGUGUACGUUAAGUGCCACAUCAUGUUGUUGAUCGGUACGAUCUUGUUUGGAGACAAGUCUGGGGCAUCUGUCCAUUGGAAGUUUCUGCCUCUGCUUAGUGAUUUUGCUAGUAUUGGACAGUACAGUUGGGAAUCAGCAUGCCUAGCACACCUGUACAGGAGUUUAUGCAGGGCAUCACGUUUUGACUGUAAGAAAAUCGAUGGUCCGCUAACACUUCUACUGUGUUGGGCAUGGAUUCGCCUACCAUAUCUAGCGCCGGUUCCUAGGGAACCCCACAGUUUUCCACUUGCAAACAGGAAGGCCUUGGAUGAUCUUCAGGAAGGCCAGUUUUUGUGGGUUGCAUAUUCUACUGAUCGUGUUGAUCUAGACAUAAUUCCUGCAGACAUCUACAUGGACUCGGUGAUUUGGAGUGCAACGGUGCCGUUGGUAUCUUUUGAAUGUAUUGAAUGGCAUGCUACCGACAGGUUUAGACGACAGUUCGGUUUCGUUCAGAGAGUUCCUCAUCAGGAACGGAAUCUAGACCGGGCACACGGAGAAGUCUUGACUGGUCCUAAGAAUCUGAACUGGGCCACAGCCACGACUCAUUCAUUUUGGGUGAUGCAGUGGGUAAACAGGUAUAAUCACGUUCCCACUGAGCUUCCCAUGGCUCCACAGCAGCCAUUAGAUACUUAUAUGUACUGGUACCGUUCAAAGUAUGGCGAUCACUUGAACUUGUCGGAUCUUGUGGUCCAAGAGGAUGUUGAGGGUGACCAGGUUAUGGAUGAUGAAAAUGAAGAGUAG
Arachis duranensis is the source of this 1110-nucleotide messenger RNA. Its product is annotated as serine/threonine-protein phosphatase 7 long form homolog. Gene Ontology annotation, biological process: meristem maintenance; meristem development. Lineage: Eukaryota; Viridiplantae; Streptophyta; Magnoliopsida; Fabales; Fabaceae. The transcript has 4 exons. The coding region runs from base 1 to 1110 and encodes 369 amino acids. The record is from RefSeq and is a predicted model, not a curated record.